This is a messenger RNA of Juglans regia (Persian walnut), 1170 nucleotides long. RefSeq names its product BAG family molecular chaperone regulator 2-like. The transcript is spliced from 4 exons. Gene Ontology annotation, molecular function: protein-folding chaperone binding; adenyl-nucleotide exchange factor activity. The record is from RefSeq and is a predicted model, not a curated record. NCBI's taxonomy places the organism in Eukaryota, Viridiplantae, Streptophyta, Magnoliopsida, Fagales, Juglandaceae. Bases 189 to 959 code for a protein of 256 amino acids. Gene Ontology annotation, cellular component: cytoplasm. Gene Ontology annotation, biological process: protein stabilization.
CUCACGUUACAUUGUGUUUGUGUCGGCAGAAAACACCCCCUCCCCCCACGCGCACACACAAUUUAUGCCUUAGAGAUACUUUCCUUCGUUUCCCCAAGUAUAACAGUACUCUCAAAAAAACAGUACUCUUCCAGGAAUUUUAGUCUCCCGCCGGACAUCUUUGGUUGCUUGGACGUACGCACGUGAUCAUGAUGAAGAAAAGGUCCAAUGGGUAUGGUAAAAUGAGUGAGAGCUCAACCGUGACGGCGUCGUCUACAUCCAGAGAAGAAGCAGUCGAGUGGGAGAUGAGACCCGGAGGAAUGUUGGUCCAGAAAAGAAGCGAUAUUAAGGAUGUUUCCGCUCCGAAUAUACGGCUUCGAGUGGUUUACGGUGCACUCCGGCAUGAGAUCUCGGUCAAUCCUCAGGCCACGUUUGGGGAGGUGAAGAAGCUACUGACUGGAGAGACGGGUUUACAGCCGGGAGAACAGCGGGUGAUAUUCAGAGGAAAAGAGCGAGAGAACGGGGAGUACUUGGACAUGUGCGGGGUGAAAGACCGGUCAAAGGUGAUACUGAUGGAGGACCCGUCGAGCAUCGAGCGCAGAUUCAUCGAGACGCGCAGGAAUGCCAAGAUCCAGAGCGCCCACCGCGCCAUCUCCGACGUUUCCUUGGAAGUCGAUAAGCUUGCUGAGCAGGUCUCUGCCAUUGAAAAAUCUAUUUCAAAUGGGGUUAAGGUGGCGGAAGUUCAAAUCACGACAUUAACUGAGAUGCUCAUGAGACAAGCAAUCAAACUAGAUAUGAUUUCUACAGAAGGAGAUGCUUCUGCUCAGAAGAAUUUGCAGGGGAAGAGGGUGCAGAAGUGUGUUGAGAGUCUUGAUGCGCUGAAGAUAUCAAAUGCGAGAAUAAAGCCUGUAAUUGUCACAACAAAGUGGGAGACCUUUGAUCCUCCUCCCACCACACCUCAAUGGGAAUUUUUUGAUUGAUCUCUCAUCCCUCCCCACCCCCCUCUUCUUUUUUUUUUUUUAAUUUUCUGUGUCUUUGUGAUUUCAUUGGAAAAUGUAGUUACCUCGAGAGGAAUAUGAGCGAGCUAUGCUUGCUACGCUACUUGUACUUAUAGGCCCUCCCCUCGAUCCCCCCAUGAACUUUGCCAAUAAGCAUUGGUUGCCAUAAUACAUAGUUGAGAUUUUGUUCAAA